AUGGACGCAAGUAAGAAUAAUAAUCGUCUCGCUGCUGACAUGAUCAGCGUUGCUUUGGAUGCGGCAAAAGGGCACGAAAUAUCCACCGAAUAUCUGGAUCAGAUUCGUAAGACAGCUGUCAAUAGUUCCAACCAAUCGGACUCACUUGCGGCCAAACAUAUUCUUUGUGUACAUGCUGCUCAACGCUGUGAAUUCGUGGAACCGAAUUAUUUCGUCAGUCUAUCUGAACUUUUAUCGACUGAUAAUGUAAUAAUUCGUUCAUGUGUCAUGUGGACAUUUGCAAUGACAUUACCAUGUGAGAAUGUUCUUAAUUCAUUUUUAAUUCAAGUAUUAUUCGAUUCAUUGAAAAAUGAAACACUCGGCUGGAGCGUUGCUUAUCUUUUCCGGAAGAUGUCGGAAAAUGGUAAAUACAUACCGAUGAUGCCUGAUGCCAAAUGGGUCUCUAUGACAAAGCUAUUAUUCGACGAAAAACUGAAUGAACAGGUUCGCACAGCGAUCGUCCACACGUUAAGUCAAGUGCUCAAGGUUCGACAAACAACUGCGCCAAUAAUCAAACAUGACCUAGAAGAAUUAGUGAUACUUAAAAAGAUUCCCAUACAACUCUUUGUUGCAACAGUGAAUGCUUUACAUUUAAUGGUCAUCGAUGGUGCUAUUCUUGAAGACAAAACAGUGAACAAAUUACGCCACUUAGCAACGAACACUGAUAGUACAUGUAUAGAAUGUAUUCACGAAUUACUGGAUUUUGUUGAUCAUAAACGAAUUUUGUCUAAUGUAGUUCUCCUUACAGAUAAUAGCCCUGUGAAAAAGGAAUUAACCAUUAGUCAGAGCACAUCGAUCUCUCGUUGUGAAGAACAAUCGAACGAGCCAACAUCGAACGCGCUAGAUCUCGAUCAUUUACUAGGUACGACUGGUUAUCUCGAUCGAACAUUUAAUGCCGAGGCGCAACCAAAAACUGUUUCAUCGGGCAGCAAUCGGGCUUGGUAUCGAUCGAAUCUUCAGGAAAUAGAGAAUUUAGGGAUGUUAGCUACAAAAGGGCAAUUGAAAGACCGAGAUUUUGAUUAUCUUUUAGCCGAGUUCAAAAGUGCGGUUUAUAUCGGUUGGAGCAAACUGAAAACUCGAUCAUCCGUACAUAAAAUGAUCGCCACUAUCUUUCGAGAUGCAGCGAAAGUCAAACAAGCCAUUCCAUUGGGCAUCAUUGAUGAAAUGGCUGGUCGAUUGAUAAAUGAUGAACAAGGUGUAUCUGGUUUAUGCGCUGAAACUCUUUUAACCAUCGUCAAGAACCAACAUGACUUAAACGAUAAACAAAUGAAAAAAAUUGAAGAAGCCUUAGUCAAAACAAGCGAUUCUGCAGUGAAACAAAACUUGAUCGAAAUCUACGCUCUGUACAUUUCGAAAGGUUAUCAUUCAACAUUAGAUUUAAGUUCCAUUGAAAAAGAUUUACAAAACCCUGAUACGUGUUUACCUCCCAGUUAUCUGUUUUUUAAAGCAGUGGCUAUCGACAAACACACAUUUACUGAUCAAACACUACGAAUUCUAAGUCAAGUCAGCAUGAAUGAUAAAUAUAAUAUCAACGCACGAAACAAUUGUUUAUUGGCGAUAGCGUACAGUAUCCGAGAGAGCAAAGCGAAACAGUCGAUCUCUGCAGAAGUAAUCAAUGAUCUUGCUGAAAUGCUGACCAACCCAGAUACGAGUAUCAAACAAACAGCAGCAGUAGCACUUUGUUAUUAUGGUAAGGACGAAAAGAUUGUCUUAUCUGUACAAGUUCUUGAACGAUUGGCUGUUAUGCUCGCCGCAGAAGAUCAAGCGCUAUUAGAUAAUCUUGUCUCUCUCUAUCACAAAGUGUCGCAAAGUGAUCAAAUUAUUCCUGUUGUGGCAUUGAACAAUCUUGCACAUAUUCUUCAACAUUCGGACUUUUCCCUUCGUCAAAAAGUUCUCUGGAUAUUCAAUCAUGUCGUGACUAAAGGAAGAGAACUACCUACAGUCAUUCUCGAUAAAAUCGACCUUUGUUUAGAUGAUCAAGAAUUUCAUAUUCGAGAUCCAGCAGGUCGAACGUUUAUUACCUACUGGAAAAGUCAACUGCAGAAAGGUGACAAUGAACGAAUUCGCCAUAUAUCAGCUCGAUUGGAGAAACUAUUGAUUCUAUUUCAGCAUCCAUACGAAUCAACGGUACGAAUCUCAGCAUUGAAAUUUCUUCAACAACUGGUAGAAAAAGAUAUUGAUUUGCCCGAAACAAUUCUUCAAUUAAUUGAAAUGUGUCUUUAUGAACGUGAAGCAAAUAUUUCUAAGGAAGCCAUCGCCGUUGUUCUAUCUUAUUCCCAACGUCGAUCGCUGCGAAAGACCACUGUCGUUUGUUUAGAACAUUUAUUAACCACUGAAACACCAAUUCUGUCUGAUAUCAUCGUCAUUUUGAAAUCUAUCGUUGAAUCUGGUCGUGUUCUAUCGAAAAAAGUUGUCGAUAUUCUUGGUCAAUUGAUUUUAACGAAAAGCGAUCCUAACAAUAUCGUCAUUCUUCUCACGUUCGCUGAUCGCCAUCAACCAUUAUCAAAAUUGGUCGACGAAGUACUUCGUCAAAUUUAUUUUGCUAAAGCGUUAAAAUACUCGACAAAUCAAAUGACAAUUGACAAAGCUGUUGAAGGAUUACUUCGAUUGACGCAGAAAGGUCAACAGUUAUCAUUAUUUGCUCUCAAUAUAUUAUUCGAAUUGCUGAAAUCAGUCAAAUACCAGUCUUUAUUGAUGCCAAUUAUCCUUACUGUUAUCUGCAAUGGACAACAUAUAAAAGAUGAGGAACAUCGUUCUUUGUUAGAUCAAAUCUUUCUUCAAAGUGGUAAUCAUCCGACACGUGAUUUAGUAUUGAUCUUUACUGAAUUGAGUCGACAAAAUCAAGUCAUUUCUGAUAGUGCUGUACAUCAUUUGGAAAAACUUCUUGACGAUCAAUCGAUUAAUAUAUUCAUCAUCGAGAUCUAUCAACAUUUGCUCGAACGACGAAAACCUCUCGACCCAUCUAUUGUUCAACGAAUACUUAAAUCGUUUGAUGUGAAUAUCUGGAAAGAUCUAUCCGCGGAUUUCCAACAUCGAUUAACAUCGUUCUUCAAUGCUUUAGCCAACAAUCAACCUAUCAAUGCAGAUCAAACUCAUUUACCUUCGUUUCUUCGACUUCAACAACCAGUUACGAUGCUUCGAGAAAUCUGUUCGGCUAUUCGUACUCUCGCAGUCUAUCACCAAGAUCUUCAGCCAAGAAUGAUCGAUGCUCUUUUUCAACUAUUGGACAGUGAAAUCGAUACAGACAUUCAAGAAAUCAUUUUGAAAACAUUAAGUUUAGAUCGAACGAAUUUUCCUGAUAGAUACAAUGAUCUAAAAGAAUGUCUGCAUCUAUUGGAUCAUGCUUCAAAUCUCGAUGAUCAAUCAUUGCUGAUACAAUUAAGACAUCCGGUGAAAAGUAACAAGAAAUUACCAGAAGCUUAUUUAGUACGAUUGUCACAUAUGCUCUACAGUUGUGAUCCCAAACUGAAGGCAGAAGCCGCUGUGCUUCUCGCGUCGACUCUUCCGACAUAUUCAAGUCUUCCAAAGAAGGUACUUGAUGCCAUCUAUUUAACUUUGUUGGAUGAUUCCAUUAAUAUGCACACAUUACCAUUGCUGUUCGAUUUAAAAUCAACAUGGACACCAUCGGUGACUGAUGCUCUUCUUCAUCUUGUCUCUCACUCGAAACAAGCAUCGAUUCAACAGCAAGCUCAAAGAUUACUGGUCACUCAGAAGAAUAGCAACGUGAAAGUACGCGAAUUUCUUGACAAUCAAGACCUUUUACUAUCAGAAAAGCAGCAUGCACAUGUUCAAACAAUGAUCCUCGCAUCGGAUACCAAUGAUGUCCAUCGAGCAUUGAAGAUCAUUCGUGCCAUGAUCAUUCUCGAUAAACAUGUACCGCAUAAACUUCUCUCUACUGUUGUUGCCCAAUUGACCCAACAUCCGGAUGAAAUUAUCGAUUUAUUGAUUCUUGCAUUCAAGCAUGGCAUUCAGUUCGAUGAAAUACUCUUUCGGUCGAUUAAAAAUGAUCUCUGCUUAUGUCAAACUGAACAUAUGUUCGCCCUCAUUCGAAUCUUGACCGAAAAAGCUGUUCCUUUCCAUGAAAAAACACUGGACCUUAUUUUGUCUCAAGUGAAUUCAAAUGCAGCGAACGAAUCACUAAAUUGCUUAGAAAACAUUGCCCGAUAUCAACAUCUACCUGAUCGUCUCAUUUCGUAUUUCGUCAAACAGCUCUUUGAAGAUUCGGACGAUGUCGUCAAAAAAUCUUUCAGUAUCCUUCGUCUUCAAAUCUCACAAAGUUACAUUAAAUUUUCCCACGAGUUGUUUCAGUCUGUUCCAUUACCAUCGAUCAUCGAUCGAGAUCGGCUGACUAAAGAAACAACCGCUCAACAAUAUCUUGGCACGCUUCAAACGCUUUUAUUUGUUGAAUAUCUUGAACCAACGACAUUCGAACUUCCAGCUACUCAAUGGUCUCGCCAAUGUUUGUGCAUUGAUUUAUUGACGAGCUGUUCCGAUCAAACUCCUGAUCGAAUUCUGACAUUUUAUCAUCAUUUGACAAAGUUCGAAUUGUUCAAACAGUACGAGAUGUACGACGAGCAGCGUGAUGAUUUUCUGCGAGUAUUAAUUGAAAAACAACGCUCGUGUCAUUUCAAUUUAGACACCGUCAAUCAAGUUCUUAUCUUCUCAAGGACUUCAACGAAUCAAACGAUAAAAAUUUUACAAUCGGAUGAUGAUGAUUGGCUCUCCCAAAUGCAUUUAGAUUUUAUUCGAGAGAUAAUUAGUCAAGGAUCGCUCCAUGAGCAUUACUCUCAAACAGCCCUGAAUCAAAUAGUUGAACGAAUUUCCAAAGAAUCGAAUCUUUUGGCAGAAUUGAUUGAACCGUUUCUUCAACUUACACAAACGCUCGAUGAGAUUUUGACCAUUCUUGAUCUUGUGGCAACAUAUCAAAUUAAUGGUAAACAUUUAUUCGAUAUAUUUGUUAAAUCUAAAAAUCUCGAUGGAUUCGAAUCAUUUCAAAAAGAGCUCGAAGUGAUAAUUAUCAACAAAACAUUAUCAGUUUGUGCCAAUGGAUCUGACGAACAGUUGAACGUUGCUCGUCAUAACUUACAUAUCUUGCUUGAGAAUGGUUGGCGAUUAAGCAAAAUCACUGAUUUAUUGGAUAGUCUCAAGCAACAUCAAAAGAACAUCAAUAGUUUGCCUCAAUUUCUGGAAUCUUUACAGAUUCUUGUAGAUUAUAAAAUAAAUGAAAACGUUCUGAAUCUGUUAAGAGAUAUCUUAUCUCAUAAAGAUAUUCAGUCUUGGCCAGCAAGUGUUCACGGUCUCGCCAUCGAACGCUGCUUUGGAUCCAUCAGUUCCGAGAAAAAUAUAACCACUCUAUUAACUGAAAUCAAAAAUGACAAUCCUGGUAUUGAUGUUGAACAUUUCAAAAAACUGUUUACUGAAAUCGAUCAAGCCUAUGAAAAAGAUUCUUCCCGCUUUCCAGAGGCUCUACCAGUCAAAAACUGGAACAUCAUGCAAAUUCAAAAUUGGGCUGCUAAAGUUUAUACGUUUCAAUCGACUGCACUUAAUCGCUGUCCUUUGUCAGAAAUUCUUGCCGUAAUCAAACGUGCUGUGCAUCUUGAUUCUCAUUUUGAACCCCGACCAAUUCAAGUUUUGGCUGUUCUUAUUAUGCUUGAUCGCAAUCAGCAAGGAGGACGUCUUUUACAAAUAUUAACAGGUGAAGGUAAAUCCACCGUUGUUUCGAUCCUGGCUGUGAUCAAAGGUUUGCAAAAUCAACAUGUUGACAUUAUCACAAGUUCAAUGACUUUAGCAAAACGCGAUGCUCACGAACGAGAAAAAUUCUAUCAAUAUUUUAAACUAAGCGUGUCUCAUAACAAUGACGAGACCAACUACGUUUCCGGGCCAAAACCUUGUUAUGCAGCCAAUAUCGUCUAUGGUACUUCUAGUCAAUUUCAAUUCGAUUUGCUUCGUCAUGAAUUUAGUCUACUCGAUACACGUUCAAUUCAUAAUAACAUCGGUGUAGCUCGUCGUCACGACGUGAUAAUCAUCGAUGAAGUUGACAGCAUGCUUAUUGAUGAAAACAAUACCAUUGCUCGUUUAGCUGACCAGUUGCCUGGAAUGGAAUGGCUUAGCUCAUCACUCUAUGGAGUUUGGCGAACAGUUGAAGCUGACGCGGACGUCUUCUCCCAUCGAAAUUCAAUCAUAAAGGAUCUCAAAACACUUUUUCUCGAUCCAAAAUCACCAUUACAAUUUCCCAAGCAUUUACGCCGAUUUGUUAUUGAUUCUCUUCCCACAUGGGUUGAGCAUGCGAUCCGUGCUAAAGUUGAAUACCGUCUUGAUCAUCACUACAUGAUCAAAGACGACGGAACACGCACGAAACGAAUUGUGCCUAUCGAUUUUUCCAAUACAGGUGUCAUUCAGGCGAGUACAACAUGGAGCGAUGGUCUCCAUCAAUUUCUUCAAAUCAAACACGGCCUCAAAAUGACGCCGUUGACUGUAACUACUAAUUACCUCUCAAAUGUCGGUCUCUUUACUCGUUAUGGUACUCAAAUUUACGGUUUAACAGGUACCAUCGGUUCGAAAAACGCUCAAAAUCUGCUGCAGAAGAUUUACGAUAUCGAUACGGUCAUUAUUCCACCUUUCAAAGAGAAACGCCAUAUGGCAUUCGAUUCCAUAUUGACUAUGAGCGAUGAUCAAUGGUUGAACACUAUCGUUUCUAGUAGUGUAAGUCAUGCACAAAACCGCCGAGCUGUUCUCAUCAUUUGCGAAACUCGAUUGGACGCCAAAGCGAUCAGCAAAGAGUUGCAACGUGCGGAUCCAACUUGUCUCAUUCGUCUUUAUACAGACAAUACUGAUGCAGUCGAAUCCAAUGCUGUGAAUGAUAAAAUUCAACAUGGUGAGAUCAUUGUGGCCACGAAUUUGGCAGGCCGAGGGACAGAUCUGAAAACCAGUCCAGAAGUGGAAAAACAUGGUGGCCUUCAUGUUUGUUUGACAUUUUUACCUAAUAAUUUACGUGUCGAAAAGCAAGCAUUUGGACGCACAUCUCGACAAGGCAAUCGUGGCACAUCACAAAUGAUUCUUUGUCACCAUCGCACUUUACGUCAACUGGUGAACACUCAUCCCAAUCUAUCUGAUACAGACCUAACUGAUUCUUCUGAUCCAUUAACGUUGUUCAGUUGCUGGCGAGAGCAAGCCGAACGUGCACAUCUCGAUCGUAUUUGGACUGAAGAAAUUAAUGAAAUCAAAUUGAAAGAUAAUUUAUUCAACAAGUUUUGUCAACUGCUCGCUCAAUUACGAAGUGUAAACAAUGAUCCUUACCGAUUGCUCAGUGUAAAGGAACGAUGGGGUCUAUGGCUGAAAGCAAUGGAUCAUGCCACUCAGAAUCGGAAAAAGCUCCAACAGGCCGUCGAGGCAGAUGGGUAUGAGUGCCAUGAAGUGGCUCGCGGUGAUGAUAGUUUUUAUCAUGCUAUAUCACAUCAACUAGCGGGAAAAUUAGAGAUACGUGAUAUCAAACAGAAAGUUAUGAAACACAUCGAUGACAAUAAGGAUCUUUACACUGAAAUGAAUGAUGAACAACAAUAUCACGCGACAAGCAGUGCGUUAAAGGUGUCGAUCAUUAUUUACCGAAGUGAUUAUGGAGGUCCACACGUUUAUAAACAUGACAAUGCCUCAGCUGAAUGUUUUCUUGGAUAUGAAGCUGACUCUUACUAUGUUUCUCUUCGAAAGACCGCCACAGAAAACAAAACAUCCACCGCACAGUCCCGUAGUAGUGACGCAAAAUCACGUAAGCAAAAGAUAUCGACCCACGCUAAACUGUUCAACGGUAUGAAGUUUAUGGCAAAUAAAGUCAAAGAUUUAGGUCAACAUCUGAUAAAACAAUCUGAAAUUCAAACGUUCAAAUUGAACCUUGAUGCUGAAUUCGAAGUUUUCAAGAAACAGAUCGAGAAAGAUUUUCAAACAGAUGAUAUCAUUCAAAAUCCUUGUUAUCUACGUAAGUGA
Messenger RNA from Adineta ricciae, 8016 nucleotides. Lineage: Eukaryota; Metazoa; Rotifera; Eurotatoria; Adinetida; Adinetidae. The record is from the annotation of a GenBank genome assembly.